Messenger RNA from Condylostylus longicornis, 2334 nucleotides. It is a transcript of the gene sax, whose product is annotated as activin receptor type-1. Gene Ontology annotation, biological process: protein phosphorylation; dorsal/ventral pattern formation; BMP signaling pathway. Gene Ontology annotation, molecular function: SMAD binding; ATP binding; transforming growth factor beta receptor activity, type I. Gene Ontology annotation, cellular component: BMP receptor complex; plasma membrane. The record is from RefSeq and is a predicted model, not a curated record. The coding region runs from base 51 to 1772 and encodes 573 amino acids. NCBI's taxonomy places the organism in Eukaryota, Metazoa, Arthropoda, Insecta, Diptera, Dolichopodidae. The transcript has 12 exons.
CGCUUUAGAAUUAUUUAUAUUUUCGCCAUUUUUAACUAAUCUAAAUAAAGAUGAAGAGGAAAUUUUGGUUUAUUGUAAUUUAUAAAUAUUUACUAAUAACUUAUGCAAACGGGGAAAUUGAAGGUCGAUCUCUAGAUGGACAUGAAGAAAGUUUGGAUUUUGGUAUUAAUAAUAUAAAUGAAAGAAGAGAAAUUCCUAUUCAAAAUUCAGUUCAGCAAAAUCCUAGGAGACAUUCAAAGUCUAAGAGGAGAAUGAAAAAACGCAGAUACAGAUGCUACUCUUGCGAAUACUCUGAUUGUUAUGAUACUGAAUUGCGCAAAACUCAUUUAUGUCAAAAUGCUUUACAGUGUUGGAAAUCUACCACGAGAGAGGUAAAUGGUAUUGUCCGUGUUUCUAGAGGAUGCACUACUCAUGACAAGAUACCAUUUUGCCUUAGUAAUACAAGCGCCCCCGGAAAGCCGGAAAAUGGUCGUUAUAGUAUUGAAUGCUGUACUGGAGAUUAUUGUAACGAUGGUGAUUUUCCCGAAAUACUAGACUUUCAUGAAGAUGAUGUAACUCGAGGGCAAAUUGGAAAUGACAAAAUUAAAUUAUCAAUGGCAAUAUUUGGACCAGUAGUUUUUAUUAGUUUACUUGCAAUUGUAGUAAUAUAUUUUAUGCGUAAAAAUCAUCAAAAAAGGCUUCUCGCUACCCGUAGUAAACAAGAUCCAGAAACAUAUUAUGCCAGUGACGAUUUAUUGAGGGCAACUAGCGCUGGAGAUAGUACACUUAGGGAAUAUUUACAACAUUCUGUAACCUCAGGCUCUGGAAGUGGACUUCCUCUCUUGGUUCAACGAACUUUGGCCAAACAAGUAACUUUAGUAGAUUGCAUUGGACGAGGAAGAUAUGGAGAAGUUUGGCGUGGUAUUUGGCAUGGCGAAAAUGUUGCUGUAAAAAUUUUUUUCAGCCGAGAUGAAGAAUCAUGGAAAAGGGAAACAGAAAUUUACAGUACGGCGCUUCUUAGACAUGAAAACAUUCUUGGCUAUAUUGGCUCAGACAUGACUUCCAGAAAUUCAUGUACUCAAUUAUGGCUUUUAACAAAUUAUUAUCCAUUUGGGUCUCUUUUUGACUAUUUAAACAGGAUGUCCUUAAAUCAUAACGAUAUGAUGCAAAUAUGUCUUUCUGUAGCGAACGGGCUUGUUCAUUUGCAUACAGAAAUAUUCGGCACUGAAGGUAAACCAGCGAUAGCUCAUAGAGAUCUCAAAUCUAAAAAUAUACUAGUCAAACCAAACGGUGUAUGUGCAAUAGCCGAUUUUGGUUUGGCAGUCACUCAUUCGCAAGUGACUGGAAAAUUAGACUUAGGAACUAAUCCAAAAGUUGGUACAAAACGUUAUAUGGCUCCAGAAGUAUUAGAUGAAACAAUAAAUAUGAAAUGUUUUGAAGCUUUAAGACGUGCUGAUAUAUAUGCGUUAGGGUUAAUAUUUUGGGAAGUUGGCCGUCGAACUCUUUCUGGUGGUAUAGCUGAAGAUUAUAAAGUUCCAUAUUAUGAUGUUGUGCCGAAUGAUCCAAGUUUUGAGGAUAUGAGGAAAGUAGUAUGUGGUGACAAUUAUAGACCUUGUAUACCAAAUAGAUGGAGUUCUGACAUGCUCCUAGCAACCUUGUCAAAAUUAAUGAGAGAAUGUUGGCACCAAAAUCCUAAUGUGCGAUUACCAGCCUUAAGGAUAAAGAAAACUCUUCUUAAAUUAGCUUCAACGGAUAGUAAAGUUCGAUUAGAUUAUGAAGAAGAAUGUGUCUGAUUAGUAAAUAGAAAACUUUAGUUUUAAUAAUUUUAGUAUUAAGAAAAUAUUUUUAGCAUGUACUUUUUUUUAAGUUGUAUUUUUUUAAGAUAAAAAAUUAUUUAAAAAAAAAAAAUUGCGCAGUGUAAAUAAGAUUUGAAAUAAUGAAUAAUUUUUAAAUUUUUUAUAAUGUUAACUAAAUAUGUGACGAAAUUUAUAAGAAAUUACUAGGAAUGAAAAUUCGAUUUGCAGAUAUUUUCUAGUUAAAUUAUUUUAUCUCAAAUUAGAUUGCUCAAUUUCAAUCGGAAAAUUAAUUUGUUUAGACUUUUAGUUUUGAAGAAGUAGAUAUUUUAUUAUUAAAUUUAAAUUUAAUUUUUUCAGUUUUAAAAAAUGAAUUUUAUUUUCCAAUAUGUAAAAAAUAAUUACCGUUCUUGUCCUCAUUAUAUGACCGUUUACUUUUUUUUUUCGAAUUAUUUUAAAAAAUAAUUUUUCUUAGAAAAUAUCAUUCCAAUGUUGUUUCAAAUUUAAAUAUUAAAGAAUGAAAUGUAAAUAUAAUUUCUUUGAAAUUUUCAUGUAUAUACAU